CGAAGAAGAAGCAGAACCGGAAGAGACGUGGCACAUAAACACAGAUGAGAUGGAGCCGCCUCACGUGUGGAUCUGACCAGACACCUUAAUGACAACCACCUAAAGCCAACGGGUCUUGAUUAAUGCCUGUGUGACAGCGCAAGUGGCUAUGGGUCUCUGCAAGUGUCCUAAGAGAAAGGUGACCAAUUUAUUCUGCUUCGAACAUCGUGUGAACGUGUGCGAGCAUUGCCUCGUCUCCAACCACAACAAGUGCAUCGUGCAGUCUUAUCUGCAGUGGCUUCAGGACAGCGAUUACAAUCCAAACUGCACCCUCUGCAAUGUCCCGCUGGCGGCGCAGGACACCGUCAGACUGGUGUGCUAUGAUGUGUUUCACUGGUCAUGUCUUAAUAACUUGGCGUCGCGGCUGCCCCUCCACACGGCCCCAGCAGGGUACCAGUGCCCCACCUGUCAGGCUCCACUGUUCCCUCCUUCCAACCUGGCCAGCCCUGUUGCCGAUGUUCUGAAGGAGCAGCUCUCAUCUGUUAACUGGGCAAGAGCCGGUUUAGGGUUGCCACUAAUUGAAGAGCCCAUUGGGGUGCUGGAAGAAACGACGGCGAGUGAUGUCACUGAUUACACAGACUGGUCAACAUUUGAUGCCCAGGACCAAAGUAACAUAUACCCCAGUCAUUCUUACACCGCCAGCCUCAGCCCACCCCCUGUCCCACCUCCAGCACAGGAAGAUCUGGGUGGGCUUCAUAAAAAUGGGGAUCCAAAUACGCAGGAGCACUCUGUGAUCAACUUUUCUGCUGCCAACAGCUGUGACACUAUUACAAUACAUGCAGCAUCACCAAGAAAGAUCUACGACACCCGGGACGUUGCUCACAGCUCUGUCACACAGAUCGACUUCGAUGACGACAAGUACCGGCGGCGACCAACGCUGAGCUGGUUUGCACAAAUUCUGAAAAACCGCACAGGUGGAAAGCGGACGUCUCUGACCUGGAAACAGCGAGUCUUCAUGCUGCUUUUGGUGGGAGUUCUGGCAUUCUUUACGCUGAUAAUCAUCAUGGCUAAACUUGGACGUGCCUCGGCCAGCUCAGACCCAAAUUUGGAUCCCCUUCUCAACCCCAACAUCCGCGUGGGGAAGAACUGAUAACAAGCAAUGUUUUGUUUUUAUUUGUGUGUUAAACUACUUAAGCCUGUGUGGAGUGGGUUGAAAUGGAACUCUCCGGUACGUCAUCACCCCAGCAGAGGGAGCUGUUUACCCAGCUUUCAGAGGGCGGUUGCCUCCAUUUACGCCAGGCUGUUGGAGCCUAUCAGGCCUUUUAUGGACCAGAAAAACAAACAAACAAAAAAUACUUUUUAGCAGCAUUCAGGAGAUUUCUGUGAUCCAAGCAAACCCCAACGGUGACCACGGCCCAGUCCAUAAAGAUGACUUUUCCUGCUAUUGUUGCUUCGGUGAAGAGGGGCUUUACUUAUUCCUAACGUUUGUCCGUGAUCUUUGUAAGUUAAUAGAUUUUUCUCCAGAGGUUGUUUUUAGAAACACUGUAGAUGUUGUGAGAACAUCUCAUGUCUGCAAAUGUGUCAUAACAAUUCUCAGCGUAUCAUUUACACAGUGACCAACUCGAUUAAUUCUGGUGUCAGAGAUACCCCACAGACAGCAUUACUUCUACAAACUGAGUGCUUUACUUUUAGAUUUACUAUAUAUACUGUAUGUUUUUGUCUCUCCAUUAAAUGGGAAUACUGCAGAAAUGAA
This is a messenger RNA of Cololabis saira (Pacific saury), 1732 nucleotides long. RefSeq names its product zinc finger protein-like 1 (gene zfpl1). Gene Ontology annotation, cellular component: Golgi apparatus. The transcript has 8 exons. The record is from RefSeq and is a predicted model, not a curated record. Bases 149 to 1129 code for a protein of 326 amino acids. NCBI's taxonomy places the organism in Eukaryota, Metazoa, Chordata, Actinopteri, Beloniformes, Belonidae.